Messenger RNA from Acanthosepion pharaonis, 735 nucleotides. NCBI's taxonomy places the organism in Eukaryota, Metazoa, Mollusca, Cephalopoda, Sepiida, Sepiidae. The record is from the annotation of a GenBank genome assembly.
AUGAGGCGAAUUGACUUUGUCAACAAAAGACUGUCAAAUUCAUUUCAUCAUCAAGUGAAUAUUGAUUUCAUUUCCUCGCCAGGACAGUGUCAAAUUCAGUUUAUUUCUUAUCUUUCUUUUUCUAUCGUUUUCUUCUUUCGUUUACUCACCGAUUCUCAUUUACCUUUUUGUACCUUUCUUUCUUUAUUCUCUGUUUCUUUACUUAAUGUUCUUCUUAUAUUUUUCUUUCUUUGUUUUUACUUUUUCUUUCUUUCUUUUUAUGCGCUUCUUUUCUUUUUAGUCUUCAAUAUUUGCUAUUUCCCGCAUUCUUUUCUUCUUUUCUUACUCUUCAUUUUGCUCUUUCUUUCUUUCAUUUUAUUAUUUUCCUUCCCUUAUUUUUAUUCUUUUUCUUCCUUAAUUUUUAAAGAAGAAAUAAAACAAGCAAAAAUGUUAGAUUUCCUUGUAGACGCUGGUGUUGGAAAUCAUUUAUUUUGUAUCGCUAAUUACCGUCUUUGCCUUCCCAGUCAUUUUCUUUCUUUUUACCAUUCUUUUCGUUGUCUUUCUUUUUUCAUUCCUCUCAUUACGUUUUCAUAUUCCUUCUUUUUUUCUUUUUUCUUUCUUCUUUCUUCUCUUUUUCUUUCUUUCAUUCAUUAUUUUGGCUUUCUUUUCUCUUUCUGUCUUCUUUUUCUCUCUUCCUUCUUUCUUUGUCUUCUUUCCUUUCUUCCUUACCUUUUUUCUCUUUUCUUUCUUUCUUAA